This is a messenger RNA of Neodiprion fabricii, 6790 nucleotides long. It is a transcript of the gene GluRIB, whose product is annotated as glutamate receptor 1. The transcript has 20 exons. NCBI's taxonomy places the organism in Eukaryota, Metazoa, Arthropoda, Insecta, Hymenoptera, Diprionidae. Gene Ontology annotation, biological process: synaptic transmission, glutamatergic; modulation of chemical synaptic transmission; monoatomic ion transport. Bases 15 to 2882 code for a protein of 955 amino acids. Gene Ontology annotation, molecular function: transmitter-gated monoatomic ion channel activity involved in regulation of postsynaptic membrane potential; glutamate-gated receptor activity. The record is from RefSeq and is a predicted model, not a curated record. Gene Ontology annotation, cellular component: plasma membrane; postsynaptic membrane.
CCGGAGCUAGGAAGAUGUCGCCGGCUCCCGGUAGAUUUGACCGCGAGUCGGUAUCGCCCCGGAAGUUCCGGGGACCGCGACGCCGCGUUUUUCACAUUGCCAAUUUCCCCGCCGCCACCGCUGCAGUGAUCCUUGUUUUUCUCGUGCUCGUGCCCGCGGUCACCCCCGACACGAUUCCCAUAGGUGCCAUAUUCGAACAGGGUAACGACGAGGUGCAAUCUGUGUUCAAAUUCGCCAUGCUCAACUACAACGAGAACGUCACCGGACGCCGGUUCGAGCUGCAGGCGUUUGUCAACGUCAUCAACACCGCGGACGCCUUCAAAUUGUCUCAUCUCAUAUGCAACCAGUUCAGCAGAGGCGUCUAUUCCAUGCUGGGCGCCGUCAGUCCGGACUCGUUCGACACUCUCCACUCGUACAGCAAUACGUUUCAGAUGCCGUUCGUCACGCCUUGGUUCCCUGAAAAGGUGCUGACACCGUCGUCGGGAUUUUUGGAUUACGCGAUAAGCAUGCGGCCGGAUUAUCAUCGGGCCAUAAUCGACACGGUGCGGUACUACGGCUGGAAGAAAAUCAUCUAUCUUUACGACUCCCAUGACGGUCUCCUGAGACUGCAACAAAUAUACCAAGGAUUGAGGCCAGGCAACGAUUCUUUCCAAGUAGAAACGGUAAAGAGGAUACAGAACAUGUCAGAGGCGAUCGAUUUCCUUCGAAGUCUCGAGGAAUUGAGUAGAUGGAGCAACAAAUACGUGGUCCUUGAUUGCCCGACCGAUAUGGCGAAGGACAUCGUGGUCAGCCACGUCAGAGACGUAGCCUUGGGAAAGAGGACGUAUCACUAUCUCCUGAGCGGAUUGAUAAUGGACGACCGUUGGGAGAGUGAGGUGAUCGAGUACGGGGCGAUCAACAUCACAGGAUUUCGCAUCGUGGACGCCACUCGACGCCAUGUCAAGGAGUUCCUCUCGAAGCUGGCUACUUCCCAAGGCGCCGGUCGCGAGUCCAUUUCCGCUCAGGCAGCGCUUAUGUACGACGCCGUCUUCGUCCUCGUCGAGGCGUUCAGCAAGAUGCUGCGCAAGAAGCCGGAUCAGUUCAAGAGCAACGUCAGACGCAACGGCGUAUCGGGGAGCGGUCAUCAGGCCAACGCGACAAGGGCGCUGGACUGCAACCCUAGCCAGGGAUGGGUGACUCCCUGGGAACACGGAGACAAGAUUUCGAGGCAUCUCAGAAAGGUCGAGAUCGAGGGUCUGACGGGGGAAAUUCGGUUCAACGACGAUGGCCGCCGGCAGAACUACACCCUCCACGUUGUCGAAAUGACCGUAAAUAGCGCGAUGGUCAAGGUUGCCGAAUGGACCGACGAGGCUGGGUUCCAGCCGAUAGCGGCGAAGUACGUGAGACUUCGACCCCAGUCGGAGAUCGAAAAGAACAGGACGUACAUCGUGACAACGAUCGUGGAGGAGCCGUACAUCAUGCUGCGGAAACCGGAACCGGGCGAAACGCUAACCGGAAAUAACCGAUUUGAAGGCUACUGCAAAGAUCUCGCAGAUCUGAUAGCGAAGAAGCUCGACAUAACUUACGAACUGCGCAUCGUCAAGGACGGCAAAUACGGGACAGAAAAUCCGGACGUUAACGGUGGCUGGGACGGAAUGGUCGGCGAACUGAUUCGAAAGGAAGCGGAUAUCGCCAUCGCCUCGAUGACAAUAACAUCGGAACGGGAACGCGUCAUCGACUUCACAAAGCCCUUUAUGUCCUUGGGUAUCAGCAUCAUGAUAAAGAAGCCGAUAAAACAGAAACCUGGCGUAUUCAGUUUCCUCAAUCCUCUCAGCAAGGAGAUUUGGGUCUGCGUCAUAUUCUCUUACAUCGGGGUUUCCAUCGUCCUCUUCAUAGUCUCAAGGUUCUCGCCAUACGAAUGGAGGCUCCUUCAAAUCAACGGUGGAAAUGACCCAAUGGCAGGGGCAAGAGGAGAUCCUGGACUUCCGCAUCCUCACGCCCCUCACGGUUCCCCUCACACGCCACAUUCCAGCAUGGCGAACGACUUCAGCAUUCUCAAUAGCCUGUGGUUCUCCUUAGGCGCAUUUAUGCAACAGGGCUGCGACAUUUCACCGAGGUCAAUUUCGGGACGGAUCGUUGGAAGCGUUUGGUGGUUUUUCACCUUGAUACUGAUAUCAUCGUACACUGCAAACUUGGCGGCGUUUCUGACCGUCGAGAGGAUGGUGGCGCCGAUAAACUCCCCGGAGGACCUCGCUUCCCAAACCGAAGUCCAAUACGGCACACUCUCCCACGGAUCAACCUGGGACUUUUUCAGGAGGUCGCAGAUCACCCUCUACAGCAAAAUGUGGGAGUUCAUGAACUCGCGGAAACACGUCUUCGUCAAAACGUACGACGAGGGCAUCAGGAGGGUGAGAACGAGCAAGGGAAAAUACGCGCUGCUGAUCGAGAGUCCGAAGAACGAGUACAUCAACGAGCGAGAGCCCUGCGACACAAUGAAGGUGGGGAGAAACCUCGACGCGAAGGGUUUCGGGGUUGCAACGCCCCUCGGUUCUCCUUUGAAGGACAGCAUCAAUCUCGCGGUCCUGUCGCUGAAGGAAAACGGCGAGCUGACCAAGCUGACCAACCGAUGGUGGUACGACCGGACGGAGUGCAGACACGGGGACAAGCAGGACGCCUCGAGGAACGAGUUGUCGCUGAGCAACGUCGCCGGGAUAUUCUACAUCCUGAUAGGAGGCCUCCUGGUCGCCCUCGCCGUCGCUCUUCUAGAAUUUUGCUACAAAUCGCACACCGAGGCGACCAGAGCAAAGAUUCCCUUGUCGGACGCGAUGAAAGCAAAAGCUAGACUGACGAUCGGCGGCGGUCGUGACUUCGACAACGGACGGUGGUACGGACUGCAGAGUUAGACGGAGGAUGCAUGCGCCUAUCCCGGGACCAUAUUACUACGCGCCAGCGAAUGCGAUUGGCAAUGCCGAGAGCGACCAGGUGCACAGCAAUACUCACACGCAGGUUUAGAUUCGUCCGACGCAACGCGAUUUACACCCCCAGCCCCACCCCCGCCCCCGCCGCCACCACCGCCGCCGCCUCCGCCGCCCCCAGCAAAGCCGAGCAGAAGCGUAACGUUUGCUGAACCACCGCCGAAGAGCCCGAAGCCAAGACGCAGGGCGAGUAUGGCUGCCCUGGAAAUGGCCGUGCCCUGGAUGCCUGCGCCCCAAGGCCCCCGGACCGGCGGCACUUCCGGUUCGAACAGAAAGCCGGAAUACGUAACUUGAGAGGCAGAAGCCGGUUCCAGCGGUGGAAACUUGGCCCGAAUCACGUGCGCGUCACGUGUAUCAUUCAACGCAUUCGGUAAAUCAGAGGACUAUUUUUUUAUUCUCAGUGCGGGAAGGUGGAACGUUGUUCCAUUGGCUUGCGAUGAAAAUCGAUCGUUUGACGCGUUGGUUGUUAGAAAUUUAAACUCGACUUUUAACGCACUGAGAAUAACCAUUCCCGUACGGUCGUUCAAUGAAAUGCGUAAACGUUUCUACGUACUUAAUAAUAAUGAUAAUAAUAAUAAAUAUGUAUAUAACUCUAAGAAAAUGAAAAAUUUAAAUCAUAACCAGUAACGCGACGAUUGAGGAAAGUGACGAUGACGAUGAUGAUUAACCGGACGACACGCUUAUCGUAUAUUGAUGAUGGUCCUGGGGUGGGUGCAUGUGCAACAAACAACACAAAUCUAUAAUUCGAUAAUAUAUAUUGACUGCCAUCUCGCUGACGACGAAGUACGACGCUCUGCAGUUAUGCGAAGAUAUAUAUUUAAUAAAUAUUAUAUAUAUAUAUAUAUAUAUAUAUAUAAAUUAUUAAAUAAUAAUGAGGAGAAAAGUAAAACUCUCUACUGGUGGUGACGAAAAAACGAUCGAACAAUCGGGUGCCACUUACGCCGAGUCGAAUAUUGUUCUGUACAUUUGUCGACUUGAAUGCGGAAUAAGAAAAAAGGAGAAGAGACAAAGAAAAAAAAAAAAAAUACCAAAACAACCAACUACUACAAUAUUAUACAUACAAAUAAACAUACACUGUAUUGUGUGAGCCGGUGAAAGUUUAUCGUGCAAGUGUGAAAUUAUAUAUUAUAUAUGCAUAUAUACUAUAUACAUGUUAAUCCUGUACGAGUGACUGAAAGCCCGCAGAUGGCCGAAUGAGUAUGUGAAUUUUUAAUUGUAACUAUAAUCGUAAGGGUGCACGAGACGAGCGCAUGAAUCACGCGGCCGCAAUUAUUUAUUGCAAAUAAAAAAUUUGGAGAAAAAGUACACGGAAUAAAAGGAUAAAAAUAGAAUAAUAAAUAAAUAAAGUAAAGUAAAACAUUGUCGGAAUAAUUAUAUUCGUAUAUGAUUAUGUAUCGUGUUUCUGAGUAAAAGAGAAAAGAGAGAGAGAGAGAGAGAGAGAGCGUGAUGGAAAUGUUGACAAACCUAUGAGUUAAUUGUGUGAGUUUACCGUAUAAAUAUAUUCCUUAUAAGUAUAAUAACGAUUUGCGCCGAUCACUGAAGGCUGACCCUCCGUUACUGCGGUUUCCGGAAUUGAAAACCCUGAAGAAAUAAUCCCUCGCCCAUCGAGUCCCUCCAGCGGUUUUUGCUGACUAAUGACCAAACCAAUUUCAGUUAGGUCUCGCGGCCCAUAAUCCGAACGGUAUUUGUAAGAUUACCCAUUUCUUCACCGAUACAAUCUUAUUACAGCCUCGUCCGAAGGCUUUACGCGUCUGAAAUUGGUGCGGAGCACAACGAUUUACAAUCGAGAUCAUCGACCGUCGUAUCGGUAAAUAAAUACCUCGUUUUCUCAAUGCUGGAAACCCUUUUCUUAUAUGGUCAGCCCAGUGCGAGCCUUGUCUGUAAUUAAUAUAGUGGCCCGAAAAAAAAAAAAAUACGUGCCAAAGGGCGAUACGAGAGGCUUUGCCUGAUAUUACGAGGAAGUUCGACGACUCAAUUGACUAGGAAUCGCCAUGCAAAAAAGGAAGUAAUAAACGAUGUCGAAACGCUCUGUAUUAUAGUACACGUGUUCAUUUUCACGUAAUAUCAAACUAGGCCGUAUUUAAGAAUCCGAUGCAAGCGUAACGUGUACAGCAAUUAGUGGCACACGCGGAUUGGUGCGGAUAAAAAUUAAACACUUUGGCAUAAAAUAUGGCCAAGUUUGUUCGUUUGAUUUCUCGAUGCAUCAUUCCACAUUCGUUCGUUCCGAUUUGAAUUCACUCAUCCUUUUUUGUGUAUACGUUAGGGUGUUCGAGAAAAAAAUAACUUACGAUUUUCAGCCGUGGCACUCCGUAACAAGUUUUUUUUUUACAUCAAAAGAAAGAUUCUGUGAAAAGAUGAGCGUUCUACGUUAUUGGAAGAUCGCGCUCAUUUGAUUUAUCCCACGAUCCAUAAAACGACAAUGUAUCAUCCGUGAAUCUUAGUCUCCUGAAAUAAAAGUUCAUAUUGAAUUAUAACGAUUUUAUGAGACUGAAUUAAUAAUGAAAAAAUCGUCAGAUACACUUCUUGAACGUCGACUGAAGACUUGAUAUUAUAAGUGUCGGUAUCCUUUUUGACGUAAAUUGAUAUUGCGAUUGAUGUAAGCGAUAAAAAGAAAUUUAUUUACAAUACUUCGUAAGUUUAAAAAAUGUAUGAAAGUGAAAAAUCAACUGAGCGCGACCUUCCAUAUAACGUGGAACGCUCAUCUCUUCACAAAAUUUUUCUUGUAAUCCGAAUGAACUUUUUAGGGGCGCCAUGGUGGAAAAUCGCAAAUUACUUUUUCUCAAACACCCUGGUAUACAUAUAAUAAUACAUGUGUAUAUGUAUAGAUAUUUUAAGCACCGCUGCGUGCGCCACGCUGUACACAAUCCAUAUUAAUAUCAUAUCGUCAGUUUUUACUUACAUAAUUAUUGAAAAUAAAAAAUAUAUAUAUAUAUAUAUAUAUAUAUAUAUAUAUAUAUAAAUAUUAUACUAUUAAACACAAUAAAUAAGUUUAAAAUAAAAUCAAUAAUAAAUAAUGAAUAUGGUGCGAAGCGUUGCAGUUAAGUAACGCGGAGAUAAGACUACGUUGCUACAAUGUUGACCCAGUGUGAUUAUUCUAUUGUACUUAUAAUACUUCAGCAACCAAAAAAAAAAAAAGAAAAAUGAUUAAAAUAUGACUAAACGAUAAUGUUUCACUAUCUAAUAUUCUCACCGGGCGUUGUUAAGUUUGCGAGUAUAAUUAUUACCAUUAUAUACCGAUUAUAAUUUUUUUCCCCUACAAUCCUUGAUACAAUUUACAUUGCAGCAAGUACUGAUUUCGCAGCGUUUUUAAAGGCUUGAAUUGAUUCUUCUUACUUUGAUAUUUAAAAAGAUUUCGUUGCAAUGUAUUGUAGAUUACAAUAAAUCAGCCACUGCGGCAAGCUUUACGUUUCCUGGUUUUUAAUAUAGUAUUGAAAUAGAACAAUAAAUAAAAUAAAAGUAAUAAAUAUGGAAAACCUACAAGUCCGAAUCAAAACUCAACAUAACUUAAAUUGAACAAUAUUAAUAAAAAUGUUAUUAUAAAAAAAUCAAAGAGGAAAAAAAAAAAAGGAAAAUUGCAGAAUCAUAAAAGAAAGCAGUUUUAAACCAGCGUCUUCCAGUCGCCGCCGCCACCCGGUAUACGAAUAACGAGCAAAUGAACAAAACACGUACCUACACAAUGUUGCAAGGUGCGGCAAAUCGUACGAAUCCACGAUACCCGGCACCUGCACUCAACACAAACUCUUUCCUCACCCGCGUUUCGCAAUGAGAUACAUACAACUAUAAUUAUGUAAAACGAUGUAAGCCAAAUAAAAUUUGCAUAAAUACACGAUCGUUUA